AUGGAUAAAAUACGCGAAAAAUUUUGUGAAGCACAACAACGAACAUUUUCGACAUCGGAUCAACGAUUACGAACUGAAUCAGUUAUUUUCGAUAAUAAAUUUUCUCAGUCAUGUUUACAAUCAGCAAAAUUAGAAUAUAUUGAAACCUAUGAUGAUGAUGUUUAUAUUCUUUGGUUAACAAAUAACGAGAAAAUGGAAACUGAAUUAUUAAAUGAUAUAAAAAUAAGAAUAUUUCAUUCAAAUAAUGAUCUUAUUGAUUUUAUUAGUGAAUUACAAACAUCAAAUAUAUUUGUAAUUAUUGAUUAUGAGUUGGUAUCAAAUAUUUUAUCAUUUUUGGAUGAUUUUUCCCAAAUUUUAUUUUUAUAUAUUUUAAAAUCCGAAGAAAUUAUUGAUACAUUAGUAAUAACCGAUUCGAAAAGAUCAAUUCGUCAAAUAUGUGAUAAUAAAACGAAACUUUUGAAAUUCAUUCUUGAAGAUAUUGAAAUAUGUACAAAAGAUUUUAUAUGUUCAAGUAUAUUUGAUAUAACAAUAAAGGAAGAAUCAACCAAUCAAACAAAUAAUCUUUCAUUUAUUUGGUAUUAUCUUUUAUUAGAAAAUCUAUUUCAUUUAAAUGUUUAUAAUCAUCGAGCAAAAGAAGAUUUAAUCGAAUAUUCUCGUCAACAAUAUUUCAAUAAUCUAAUGCGACAAAAUCAAAUAACACAAUUUGAAAAUAAAUAUAAAUCAGAAGAUGCUAUUCAAUGGUAUACAUCUGAUUCAUUUAUUUAUCGUUUAUUAAAUAAAGCUUUACGAACACGUGAUAUUGAUCAAAUUUUUAAAUUUCGACUUUUUAUUAUUGAUUUUCAAAAACAACUUGAACAACAUUAUAACAAAGAAAUAAUAAACUCGACGGAAAUUUUUUAUCGUGGACAAGAUAUAUCUUAUUUCGAAAUAAUUAAAUUAAAAAAUAGUAUACGAAAAUAUAUUUCAUGUAAUACAUAUUUAUCAGCAUCACGUGAUAAAGCAAUUGCUUUGAUAUAUGCAAGUGGUUCCACAUCAGUUUUAUUUGAAAUUGAAGUGAAUUUUUCUACAUGUAUUCAAAAUCAACGAGUUUAUCCUGUAUGUGUACAAGAUAAAAGUUGUUUUCCCGAUGAAUAUGAAGUAAUCUUUCCAAUUGGUUCAACUUUUUUAAUAAAUUCAGUUGAAAAAAAAGAUAAUCAAUGGAACAUUAAAUUAAAAUUAAUAGAUGAUAAUGAUUAUAAUGAAAUAGUUGAUGUUAUUCAAGCAAUAUAUAUGAAACAGAUACCAUCUAAAGUCCAAUUUGCUUAUCUUAUUAUUUUAUUAGGCGAUUAUGAAAAAGGUGAAAGAUUUAUUGAAAUGUUAAUUCAAGAUUUACAAUUAACUUCUGACAAUAAAAAUUUAGCUUAUGCUUAUGAUUUUAUUGGUCAAAGUCAAUAUAAAAAAGGUUAUUAUCAAAAUGCAUUAUGUUAUUUUUUUAAAUCAUUAGAUUAUAUUGAAGAAGAUAAUAUAUAUUGUGUAAAUAUAUAUUGUAAUCUUGCAACUUUAUAUUGUGAUAUGAAAGAAUAUAAUAUUUCUUUACAAUAUUUAGAUCAAGCAUUAAAAUAUAAACAUCAAACAGAUGGAUUAAAACUGGCAGAUUUAUAUGAUAUAUUUGGUAAUGUUUAUAAAGAAAUGGGUCAUUUUGGUACAGCUUUGGAUUAUUUCAAUCAAUCAUUAGAAAUUCGACGAUCAAAUAAAUCUACUCAUCGUAGUUUAUAUUGUACAUAUUUUUCUCUUGCAUUACUUUAUCAAGCAAAAUUUGAUUAUAUUUUAUCAUGUAAGUUUUUUAAACAUUCAUUAAAUAUUGCAUCGGAAGUUUUACCAAAAACUCAUCCAUUUUUUGUUAUUUUGCAUGCAUAUAUUGGUUUUAUACUUUUUAAAUGUAAUGAGUCUUCAUUAGCAUUGAUUCAUAUACGAAAAGCUUUAGAUUUAAUAGAAAUUACUAAACAAAAUUUGAAUCCUGUUAUACAUAUAUCUAUUUGCAAUACACUUGUAGACUUCUACAUAUUAGAUCGUGAUUUAAACAAUGCAUUUUACUAUGCUAAGCAAGCCUUUACAAUCUAUAAUCAAUUUAAAAACAGCAUAAUAAAAGCUGAUUCUAUUAUAAGAAUUAUAUAUAGAAAUAUGGGAUUAAUUUAUCAAAAAAUUUGCGAUUACAUUUCUGCAUUAGAUUUCUUUUUAAAAACGUUGAAUUUUUCGAUCACUGAUAACGAUCGAAUAGAAGUAUUCUACGAUAUCGGAAUGGUUUAUCUCGAUCAAAAUAAUACAGAACAAGCAUUGCAUUAUUUUAAUCAAUCACUUGAUCUGAUUUCGAACAAUAUUCCUUCAACUGAAAAUGAAGAUAAAGUUUGCUAUAUUUAUUAUCAUAUGGCUACUAUAUAUAAACGUGAAAAUAAUUUGGAUAAAUCUAUAUUUUUCAUUAAUAAAGCAUUAGAAUUACGAUCACAUCAAGGAAAUAAAGACUAUGGUUUUUUUAUUCUUAAUUGUUAUACAAAAUUAAUAUUCUUAUGUCCUGACAAAAUAAAAACAUAUAUAGAAGAUAUUCUUAAUAUUUUAGAAAAUUAUGAUUUAGGAACUAAUUAUAGAUGGCUUUAUUAUAUUAUCAUUGGAAAUUAUUACAGAGAUCAAAAUGAUAUUUCUAAGGCAAUUUUUUAUUAUAAAUUGUCUGUAGAAGAUCAAUUAAUGUGUUUCCCACCAUCUUAUCACCAAUUGAUUGAUACAUAUUUAUAUAUUGGUGAUGCAUAUAAGUCAGUAAGUACAGAUGUUUCAGAUGAAGCAUUAUUUUAUUAUGAAAAAUGUCGUGAUGUUUAUGUGAAAUUAUUAACAAUGGAGAAAAUACCGAUCAAUGAUGUAUCACAAAUAUGUUCAAGUGAAGGAUAUAUUUUAGAAAAUAUUAAUCAAAGUUCACAUAUGAUGGAUACAAUGGUUCAUGUUUAUUAUAAUAUUGCAACAUGUUAUGUUCAAAAAGAAAAUUAUCAACAAGCUUUAAAUCAUCUUCAAAACAUAGAAGAAAGAUUUAAUGAAUACAAAGGACAAAAAGAACUAACGACACAAAACAUAAUGUAUUUUUCACUUGGUUCUAUAUACUUAUCAAUGCAAUAUCAUAAUGAAGCAAUUAUCUGUUGUGAAAAACAUCUAACAUUUCUAUUAAAUGAUUCCAAUCAAUAUGGUUAUACCUUUGUCAUAAUUGCUCAUGCUUAUCAGCUUAAAAAAGAAUAUUUAAUGUCAAUAUCAAAAUGUAAAAUUGCAUUAACAUUGUUACAUAAUUCAGAGUCUAUUGACCAUGAAAAACUAGCUCAAUGCUAUAUUAUAGUAGCAAUAUCUUAUCAAAAUUUAGAAAAUAAUAACUAUGCUUUUAUUUAUUCGAAAAAUGUAAUCAAACAUCGUUUGUUAUGUGAUCCAAUUGAUUAUGAUUUGAUCAUAUCAGCAUAUGUUCUUGGUACAGAUUAUCUAUAUUCUUCAAGACGAUGGAAUUGUAGGGAACCACUAAACUAUAUUCUAUCAGCAAUGAAAUAUAGUUCGUAUGAUUUAAAAGAUAAUUCAUUAGGAGAUCUUUAUGAAUCAAUUGGUUUCUUUUACUUUUUAAAUGGAAUAUAUAAUACUGCUCUGUAUUAUGACAAUAAAGCACUUGAAUAUUCAAAAAAAGCUGAUAAUAUUAUUAAUAUUUAUGGUCGACAGUGGUUAUGUUUUGAAUUAAAUGGUCAAAUAGAUCAAGCAUAUAAUAUUAUAAAAAAGAAAAUAAAUUAUCAAUUCAAUUCGAAGACUAAUUGUUUUAUCAAUAUUUCAAACUCAUACAUUGACAUGGGUAUGACUUGUCAUCGACUCGGAAAUUAUAAAUUAGCGUUAAAAUGUUAUCGAUUAGCGUUCUACAUUCUUCAUAUAUAUCAAAAUAAUAAAACUCAUGAAAACUAUAGUCGUAUUUAUACUAAUAUUGGUAGAAUUUAUCUCGAAUAUGGUCAAGUAAAUGAUGCAUUGAAAUUUUGUUCAAAAGCGCGAGAUAUUUAUUUCUCGAAUAAAGAUAAUACAUUUUUCCCUAUUCUUAUUUAUAUUAAUUUAGGUUUGAUUGAAUGUAAACUUAAAAACUAUUAUGAAUCAUUAGAUUAUUUUGGAAAAGCAUGGGAGUAUCUAUUUAAUGAAAAUCUUCAUUAUCAUCUCUUUUAUCGAAUUUUAUACAAUUAUAUUGGGUUUGUUUAUUUUAAACUUGGACAAAUACAGAUAGCUAUUAAAUACUAUUUAAAAUCUUUAUCAUUAUUCAAUAAUAUUAAAAACCAUUCAGAUCUUGCGGUAAUUUAUCAAAAUAUUGGUUCGAUUUAUGAGCAAGAGAAAAAAACAUAUCCAAUUGCAUUAAAAUUCUAUAAACGUGCUUUAGAAGUUGUUCCAAACAAUAAACAUCCGAAUUAUAUUUUCUAUAAAAGUAUGAUUGUUACAUUAGAAAAAAAACUGAAAAGAAAAAUGAGUAUUUAA
Messenger RNA from Adineta ricciae, 4500 nucleotides. Lineage: Eukaryota; Metazoa; Rotifera; Eurotatoria; Adinetida; Adinetidae. The record is from the annotation of a GenBank genome assembly.